Molecule: messenger RNA, 1541 nt
Organism: Echinops telfairi (small Madagascar hedgehog)
Lineage: Eukaryota; Metazoa; Chordata; Mammalia; Afrosoricida; Tenrecidae
Gene: DOC2B
Product: double C2 domain beta
Exons: 8
Cellular component (GO): membrane
Source: RefSeq, a predicted model, not a curated record
UGUGACCUGUACCCCUGUCUGCCCGCAGCCGCCCUGGGCACGCUGGACUUCAGCCUGCUCUAUGACCAGGAGAACAACGCCCUCCACUGCACCAUCAGCAAGGCCAAGGGCCUGAAGCCGAUGGACCACAAUGGGCUGGCCGACCCCUACGUCAAGCUGCACCUGCUGCCGGGAGCCAGUAAGGCAAAUAAGCUCAGAACAAAAACUCUCCGUAACACUCUGAACCCCACGUGGAAUGAGACACUCACUUACUACGGGAUCACGGACGAAGACAUGAUCCGAAAGACCUUGCGCAUCUCCGUGUGUGAUGAGGACAAAUUCCGCCACAAUGAAUUCAUCGGGGAGACGCGAGUGCCCCUGAAGAAGCUGAAGCCCAACCACACCAAGACGUUCAGCAUCUGCCUGGAGAAGCAGCUGCCGGUCGACAAGGCAGAAGAGAAGUCCCUGGAGGAGCGCGGCCGGAUCCUCAUCUCCCUCAAGUACAGCUCACAGAAGCAGGGCCUGCUGGUGGGCAUCGUGCGCUGUGCUCACCUGGCCGCCAUGGACGCCAACGGCUACUCAGACCCCUACGUGAAAACCUUCAUGGCAGUUGCCGUGUUGGACCCCAUGGUUGUGGCUGUGGCCUCAGGCCACCUCGAGUUCUGUUACGAGAUCAAGCACGGAGAUCUGGCCAAGAAGACCCUGGAGGUCACUGUCUGGGAUUACGACAUUGGGAAAUCCAACGACUUCAUUGGCGGUGUGGUCCUGGGCAUCAACGCCAAGGGCGAGCGGCUGAAGCACUGGUUUGACUGCUUAAAGAACAAGGACAAGCGCAUCGAGCGCUGGCACACGCUGACCAACGAAUUGCCGGGGGCCAUGCUCAGCGACUGACCACCCGCCUGCUCAUCCCGGGCCUCGCGGGCCUGGACCUGCUCGUCCUCAGCUACCACCCAAGGCCAAGCCCCCCUAGGCUGGAGGAGGUCCCAGUUCCCGCUCAGACACAGAGCCGCUUCAGCCCCUGCGUGGAAGUCCUGGAGGGCCCGGCUGCUCCAAGGUGGGCCAGAGGCCAGGCCCUGGGACCCGAGAGGACCAGUGGUGGGCCAGGGGACCAUGGGCUCAGCACCCACCCAGAGCAGCUAGGACCCUUGGAAGAUGGGCAGCAAGUCAAGGGAGGGCACCCUGGGGUGGGGGGCAGGGACAGACCAGACUCACACAGAGCCGAAGGAAGAUCUGAUGAGCCCGGUGAUGUCUGCCAUUCCUGGGCCAGCAGGGAAAAGCUGGCCAGGAGACAAGGGGGCUUCCGGAAAGCUCCCAGAGACCGUGGGCAAGUGGACAAAGGCAUUCCUCACUGACCCUGCCUGCUUCCAGGGGUGAAUGAUACACAGGGCUGCCCUCAGGGAGCUGGGAACCAGACCCCACAAGCUCAGGUGGAAGUGCUGUGGGCACCACUGACCCUGCCUGGGGUCCUGGAAGGCUUCCUCGAGGAGGUUAUAUUCCAGCAAGGCCUCGAAGGAGAAUGGGGGUCCCAGCUUCAGUCAGGAUGGUCCACAAACCUGGAGGGG